GUAGUUACAUUCCGCGAUAUAUACGGAUUUCGGAACCAUAACCCCACAUUCUGGCUGGGCCGUGUGUGUUCCGUUAUUUGUCGCUGACAAAUGUGACAAUAAAGCGACAUUGUACGAAUAAUACCGAAGCGUAUUGAAAAUCUAUAGUAUAUGUUACGUGAACGCGUCGUGAAGACUGCUGCGCGUCUUCGGUACUUGCCAGGAAACGAGAGUUUUGUCGGACGUCAAAUAUCUGAGAGGUUAUCAAGUUGAUCCUGUACACAAAAUUUCCUUCGCGUGCAUACACAAGUGCUCUGUACAUGAAAUCUCAGUGCACAUUCCGCGAUAAAUAAACUAACAACAUGUCAUCUAGGACGCUCUUUUACUUGGGUGACACAGCACAUAAAUGCGUCUUUGGGACCGCGCAGCUAUGCAGGCCGAAAUUGCAAACGUUACAGUACAGACAGAUAAGAAGUCUGAGAAAAUUGUCAUUUUCUCCUAAAGCACAGACACAGACUCCUUUUCCUAAUGGUAUUUGUGUCGAAACUGGAACCGUACAGCCUGCAAGACUGCUUAAACAUCUUGGUUUUACAAUUAUGUUUAGCGGAGCCUCCAUAGCAGGUGCUGCAAUUUGGGAGUAUGAACGUAUCAGAAGCCAAACAUAUAAAAUGAUACAUCGGUUCAGACAAUUUCAUAACAGUAAUGUAUGUAAGCGAACAGGAUGGAGAGGCCAAAUGGAGACAUGGUGGAGAAACUUGACGGAAGGACAAAAAGUUUUUGCGCCUAUAUGUUUUAUAAACGUAGUCGUAUUCUUAGCCUGGCGAGUGCCGGUGUUACAAAAAUCGAUGAUGCGCUAUUUUUGCGCCAAUCCCGCUUCUAGUGUGUCAUGCUGGCCUAUGGUACUUUCCACCUUUUCGCAUUACACUAUUUUCCAUCUGGCUGCGAAUAUGUACGUGUUACAUAGCUUUAGCACACUGGCUGUGUCGACACUGGGAAAAGAACAAUUCUUGGCGCUUUAUUUAUCAAGCGGGGUGGUGUCGAGCUUUGCUAGUCACGUUUACAAAACCAUGAUCGGUACGCCAGGUCUCUCCCUAGGAGCGUCAGGAGCGAUUCUAGGCGUUCUUGGAUUUAUCUGUGCCCAAUAUCCUGACAUACAACUCAAUAUUAUUUUUCUUCCUAUGUUGCCGUUUACAGGAGAUAUGGCAAUCAAAGGAAUAAUGAUAUUGGAUUGUCUUGGUUGUAUCUUGGGAUGGAAAUAUUUUGAUCAUGCCGCACAUUUAGGUGGCGUAUUAUUCGGAAUGUUUUGGCAAGCUUGGGGUAACGCUUAUAUUUGGCAAAAGCGGGAACCGCUUCUGACCUUGUGGCACAGCAUUCGAGAACCUCGAAAAUCGCAAUGAUAUUUUUCAAUUCUAGAUUCUUGUUAUACUAUUCACAGUGUGUAUAAAAUAUUUUAUGCAUAAAUUUUGUAAAACUUCUAUUAUUACGCGCGCAAAUACGUGUUU
Pseudomyrmex gracilis is the source of this 1481-nucleotide messenger RNA. It is a transcript of the gene rho-7, whose product is annotated as presenilins-associated rhomboid-like protein, mitochondrial. Bases 342 to 1376 code for a protein of 344 amino acids. Lineage: Eukaryota; Metazoa; Arthropoda; Insecta; Hymenoptera; Formicidae. The record is from RefSeq and is a predicted model, not a curated record. Gene Ontology annotation, molecular function: serine-type endopeptidase activity. The transcript is spliced from 8 exons. Gene Ontology annotation, cellular component: membrane.